CAAGCGCCGUGUCACCGCCGGCGACACUGUACACUCACUCGCGCUCUCGCCGCCUAACGAUGCUUAACGCCAUCAUGGACGCCAUGCAGGGCUUUGGGGUGAGCAGCACCCGCUACCUGCAGACCAACUACCAGGAUGCCCAAGGCUUGUUCCUCUGGGUGUCCUGGGCGGCGGACCUCAGGAACACCUUCUUCAUCUUCUUCCCGCUCUGGUUCCACCUGCGGCCCUCGGUGGGCAUCAAGCUCAUCUGGGUGGCGGUCAUCGGAGACUGGCUCAACCUGGUGUUCAAAUGGAUUCUGUUUGGCGAGAGGCCUUACUGGUGGGUCCACGAGACGCCUUAUUACGCCGACAGCGCUCGCCCUCACAUCGAGCAGUACCCCAUGACCUGCGAGACCGGCCCAGGCAGUCCCUCUGGCCACGCGAUGGGAGCGGCGGGCGUCUACUACACCUUGGUCACCUCCAUCCUCGCCAUCACGGCCGGGAGGAAGAAACACGGCAGCAAGAAGUCCUCCAACAAGAGAUACCUGAAGGCUAUCCUAUGGUCCGUGUUCUGGGGGGUCCAAGUGUGUGUUUGUCUGUCGAGGGUCUUCAUCGCCGCCCACUUCCCCCACCAGGUAGUUGCUGGUGUCAUCACAGGCAUGAUCGUGGCCGAGGCCUUCAACAGAACUCAGUGGAUCUACAACGCCAGCAUGAAGAAGUACUUCUACACGACCCUCUUCCUCACCUCCUUCGCCGUGGGCUUCUACCUGCUGCUCAAGGCUCUGGGUGUGGACCUCCUGUGGACGCUGGAGAAGGCAGGGAAGUGGUGCGUGAAGGCCGAGUGGGUCCACCUGGACACCACGCCGUUCGCCAGCCUCCUGCGCAACAUGGGCACGCUGUUCGGCCUGGGCCUGGGCCUGCACUCGCCGCUCUACACCGAGACCAAGAGGAGCGGCAGCACGUUGGCGAAGGCGGGCUGCGUGCUCAGCUCCCUGCUCCUGCUGCACCUCUUUGACUCCUUCAAGCCGCCCACACAGACCGCCGCCCUCUUCUACCUGCUCUCCUUCUGCAAGAGCGCCACCGUGCCCGUGGUGACCGUCAGCAUCAUCCCCUACCUCGUCAACGGUGCGCUGGGCCUGCACGGCAAAAAAGCAGUUUGAGCCAGACGGAGCACUGUACAGACUGUAAGAACCAGGAAGUGUGGAGUAAAGACUUGGUGCUAAAUGCCUUCAUGAAAGCCAAAGCCGAAGAGAACAACGAGACUGCGCGGCCCCAAGACGCCUUGAGGCACUUGCAAGACCUCAGCAGCACGUAAUCAUUGUCGACUUUGCUCUUAUUUCGCUUAUUUCAUUAACUGUUGUGUUUGUCGACGUCACAGAGAAUAUUUUUGACUAUUUUUAAUAAAAUCUUGAAAACAUAA
This is a messenger RNA of Dunckerocampus dactyliophorus (ringed pipefish), 1399 nucleotides long. It is a transcript of the gene g6pc1a.2, whose product is annotated as glucose-6-phosphatase catalytic subunit 1a, tandem duplicate 2. NCBI's taxonomy places the organism in Eukaryota, Metazoa, Chordata, Actinopteri, Syngnathiformes, Syngnathidae. The coding region runs from base 60 to 1139 and encodes 359 amino acids. The transcript is spliced from 5 exons. The record is from RefSeq and is a predicted model, not a curated record. Gene Ontology annotation, molecular function: glucose-6-phosphatase activity. Gene Ontology annotation, cellular component: membrane. Gene Ontology annotation, biological process: gluconeogenesis; glucose 6-phosphate metabolic process.